Anarrhichthys ocellatus (wolf-eel) is the source of this 2925-nucleotide messenger RNA. RefSeq names its product kelch-like family member 31 (gene klhl31). The coding region runs from base 100 to 2007 and encodes 635 amino acids. The transcript is spliced from 3 exons. Gene Ontology annotation, biological process: negative regulation of protein phosphorylation. Gene Ontology annotation, cellular component: nucleus. NCBI's taxonomy places the organism in Eukaryota, Metazoa, Chordata, Actinopteri, Perciformes, Anarhichadidae. Gene Ontology annotation, molecular function: protein binding. The record is from RefSeq and is a predicted model, not a curated record.
UCUCUCUCUCCUGCUCCAGUACUGGAGGCACAAGUUCCUUCUUCACCAACCUCAACUUCAUUUCACAGAAGGUCUGGGCUGUGUUCUGCUGCUACAGCCAUGGCACCCAAAAAGAACAAGGCGACCAAAAAGAGUAAAGGAGACACAAAUGAAAUGACUAUAAUGGUCGAGGACAGCCCCAUCAACAAGAUCAACGGGCUAAACACUCUGUUGGAAGGAGGAAACGGCUUCAACUGCAUUUCAACUGAAGUCACUGAUUCUGUGUAUGCCCCAAACUUGCUGCAGGGUUUGAGCAACAUGAGGCAGGAGAACUUCCUCUGCGAUCUAACAGUCGCCACCAAGUCAAAGUCAUUUGAUGUCCACAAGGUUAUCAUGGCCUCCUGCAGCGAGUACAUUCGAAGCAUCUUGAAGAAGGAUUCGUCCCUCCAGAAGAUCGACCUGAACGACCUCUCGCCGGUCGGCCUCGCCACAGCGAUUACAUAUGCAUACUCCGGAAAGCUGACCCUGUCGCUGUAUAGCAUCGGUGGCACUAUCGCCGCGGCCAUGCUGCUGCAGAUUGGCACCUUGGUGAAGAUGUGCAGUGAUUUCCUCAAGCAGGAGCUCAGUGUGGAGAACUGCAUGUAUGUGGCCAACAUCGCCGAUGCCUAUGACCUCAAAGAAACCAAGGAGGCAGCUCAGAAGUUCAUGCGGGAGAACUUCAUCGAGUUCUCUGAGAUGGAGCAGUUCCUGAAGCUCACAUAUGAGCAGAUCAGCGAUUUCCUCUCAGACGAUUCUCUGCAGCUUCCCUCCGAGAUCACGGCCUUCCAGAUCGCCAUGAAGUGGUUGGACUUUGACGAGAAGAGGUUGAAGUAUGCGGCGGAUCUCCUAACUCUCAUCCGCUUCGGCACCAUCUCUGCCCAAGACCUGGUGAAUCAUGUCCAGAAUGCGCCUAGAAUGAUGCAAGACCCCGAGUGCCACCGUCUCCUUGUUGAUGCCAUGAAUUACCAUCUGCUGCCAUACCAACAGAACAUCCUCCAGUCACGCAGAACAAAGGUGCGCGGUGGCGUCAAGGUGAUAUUCACAGUUGGUGGACGCCCUGCCCUGACAGAGAAAUCUCUCAGCAAAGACGUCCUCUACAGAGAUGCAGAUAAUGUGUGGAAUAAAUUGACAGAAAUGCCAGCAAAGAGCUUCAAUCAGUGUGUGGCAGUCUUGGAUGGCUUCCUGUAUGUGGCAGGUGGUGAGGACCAGAAUGACGCAAGGAACCAGGCUAAACAUGCUGUCAGCAACUUCUGCAGAUUUGACCCCCGCUUCAACACUUGGAUUCACUUGAGCAACAUGAUCCAGAAGCGCACACACUUCAGCCUCAACAUCUUCAACGGCCUCCUGUUUGCCAUCGGAGGGCGAAACGGUGAUGGUGUUCAGGCCUCUGUGGAGUGCUAUGUGCCCUCCUCCAACCAGUGGCAGAUGAAAGCUCCCAUGGAGGUGCCCCGCUGCUGUCACGGCAGCUCCCUUAUCGAUGGCAAGAUCCUUGUAUCCGGAGGCUACAUCAACAACGCCUACUCCAGGGCUGUGUGCUCGUAUGACCCCUCCACUGACACCUGGCAGGAAAAGAGCAGUCUGAGCACACCUCGAGGCUGGCACUGCGCUGCCACCGUGGGAGACCGAGCGUAUGUCAUCGGUGGCAGCCAGCUGGGAGGUCGUGGGGAGAGGGUGGAUGUCCUCGCCGUCGAGUCUUACAACCCUCAAAGCGGGCAGUGGAGCUACUGCACGCCUCUUCUCACAGGAGUGAGCACGGCUGGUAUUUCCAUUUUGAACAACAAGGUCUAUCUCCUCGGAGGCUGGAACGAGGGAGGGAAGAAGUACAAGAAAUGCAUUCAGGUUUUCAACCCUGACCUCAAUGAAUGGACUGAGGAUGAUGAAUUACCAGAAGCAACAGUCGGCAUUUCAUGCUGUGUUGUCACCAUACCCACAAGGAAAACACGAGAGUCCAGAGCCAGUUCAGUGUCUUCUGCACCAGUCAGUAUAUAAAAGUGUAGAUAGUAAUAAUGUAGUUUAAAUGUCUAAAGAUCUCCAGCAUUUCUGUUGAAUAAAUCUUUGUUCUAAACUCUACCAACAGUUCCUUUUUUGGGACGAAGAUGAUGUUUAAAUGGUCAACUUUCUUCAGAUGAGAUAAAGAUAAUAAAAUGGAAGGAUUUGGGAACACUCCAUUUAUUGAAAGCAAUUUGAAGCCUUGAAAUGCAUUUUCAGUAUUUAUAGUUUAACAAUUGGUAUAAUGGGCAUCACGAAGGUCAUUUAUGAUAGAGAAAAUGUUUAAUUUACGUAGCAAUAAAAUAAAAUGUUAUCAAUUUUAGACAGAAAUUUACCUUUGGGGCCAAUUCAGUUGAGAUAAUAUCAUUAGCCCUUUUUCUAUAACAAAUAUAAUGUUAUUUAAAACUCAAAUGAAAGGUAUAAAGACGCAAAAUCACUGUUGUUGUUGAGAUUAAUCUGUAACAUGGUUGUCUUUUUUAUCCAGUGUUUGCAACACAGCUAUUGCCGUUGAAGGACUUUGUGACAGUCCUGUUUAUGUCAACUAUAGCUCCUGUGAUUCUCAGAUACUUGAACAGAAUGAUGAGCCGGAGCUGAAAUAAGUAUUGCCAUCACCUACCAGGAGUAGGAGUAGUAAGGCCGCAAUUUCUCUACAUGUGUCUCAUGUAGUGGUCUUGUGUCGUAUGUUGUGUGAUUGUCAAAAACACUAUCAGUGCAAAGAAAUGGAUCUGUUGGGAAAAUGUUGGAAGUGAUGAGGGUUGAAUGGGUUUAGUUGUGACAGCAAUAAAAUAUUUUGUAAAAAAGAAAAAUAGAAGUUGGGAACGAUGUUGUCAGCCUGAGCUUCCUGGAAUUCAUGGAUUCCCUGACUGCUCAUGUCUUUUCAUUUAUUUGUUUCUUUUUAAAUUAAAGAGUUGAAGCUUC